Messenger RNA from Micropterus salmoides (largemouth bass), 3305 nucleotides. Its product is annotated as gap junction beta-7 protein-like. The transcript is spliced from 2 exons. Gene Ontology annotation, cellular component: connexin complex. The coding region runs from base 284 to 1120 and encodes 278 amino acids. Gene Ontology annotation, biological process: cell communication. The record is from RefSeq and is a predicted model, not a curated record. NCBI's taxonomy places the organism in Eukaryota, Metazoa, Chordata, Actinopteri, Centrarchiformes, Centrarchidae.
GAUGUGUGUUCUCUCCUCCCUGCCCCCACACACAGGCAGGAGGCAGUGUUUGCAUUAGACAGACCCAUGGUGAUAUUGUCUGUGUACACACUUCACAUCAGACCUGCAUGUUCAACAGGUGAGCCAGAGGAAGGCAUCUGGUUACGGCAUUUCUAGGAUUCACAGUAGACCUGUCCAUGUAAAGCAAACAAAACAGAAAGUGUGUGAUCUCGGUCAUAAGGUUGGCACAGAGCAGGGCCCUGCAGGACACACAGCGGAGACAGCUCCUGGUUACUCAGAGAAGAUGAACUGGGGCUUUUUGGAGAAUGUCCUCAGUGGGGUGAACAAGUACUCCACUGUGGUUGGCCGCGUCUGGCUCUCUGUAGUCUUCCUCUUCAGGAUACUGGUGUAUGUGGCGGCGGCUGAGCAGGUGUGGAAGGACGAGCAGAAGGAUUUUGUGUGCAACACCCAGCAACCCGGCUGUGAGAACACCUGCUUCGACUACUUCUUCCCCAUCUCACAAUUGCGCCUCUGGGCUCUGCAGCUCAUCAUGGUGUCCACCCCGUCCCUUCUGGUGGCCCUACAUGUGGCCUACAGGGAGCACCGGGAGGCCAAACUCAAGCGAAAACUGUACGACGACAAAGGGAGCAUUGAUGGAGGUCUGUUCUGCACCUACAUCAUCAGCCUGGUCUUCAAGACAGCUUUUGAGGUGGGCUCCCUGCUUGCGUUCUACUUCCUGUACAAUGGCUUUGGGGUGCCCAUCUUGCUCCGCUGCAGCCAGAGUCCCUGUCCCAACACGGUGGACUGUUACAUUGCCAGAGCCACAGAGAAGAAGAUCUUUCUCUACAUCAUGGGCUGCACCUCCAUUCUGUGUAUUGCUCUCAAUUUUGUGGAGCUCGUGUACAUUGUAUGGAAGCAGCUGUUGAAAUAUUUCACCAAGCGGUACAUCCCGGUGGAAAAGAAGGCUUACAGCCGCUGCCAGUCCCCUGUUUCUAAUGUCAACAAGCUUGUCUGCACUGAGCACACAGUAAACACAGAGGACAGCAGCACACAGCCACCAUUCCAUGCUGAAACCUGCCAGUCCAGUCCCACAGGGCUGGAUGGAGCACAUUCUCCACCUCAAAGUGAAACAAAAAGCUAACACAGUUGAAUGGUACAGAUGGCAUACAUUGAGAAAGGCUGAGCUGUCAUUUCAUUUAUCAGUGUGAACUGAUAUUAAACCAGUCCAAACACUAAUGAAAGACGGGCCAUUACACUUUGACUUGUCUGGAUGAAACCUCCAGUUUAGGAGCAACCUUUCUAUCUAAAGAGCCACUUUCGGCCAGAAAGAAAAAAAUAAACUUGUUUGGAGCCGUAAAAUUUUUUUUUAGCCCUUUAAAUGCAGUUACCAUAGCCUAUUAGUCUAAAUGAUCUUAUCAACACUAACAGGUCUAAACUACUAUUCAUUCACGUUUUACCACAAGGUGGCAGCAGUGGGCCUCUAGGCUAUUUAUGAUUAUUUGGCUACUUUAUUAACUUUGCAUUUCUAAUGCAAUGUUUUGGUGCAUUUAUGAAAACAUACAAGUACAGCAGAUCAAAACAUUCUGGUAAGCCAGCAGUAGUGGUGGUGAAAGCAAACAAAUCUAUCCACGCACUAAUCCCCUGAGAUUUUUCUUUUUUGGAUUUUGAUUUGGAUCCACAGUUUAGGAGAGCAGCUACCCACUCAGGACUCUGCUACUGAGUUUAGCAGCAGGAUGUGGCAUGAUGACAAAGUGUUUUACAUUUUUUAUCCGAUGUAUAUGCUACAUGUUUUUACAGUUGAAUACUUCUAGGAUUACUUUAGGCUUACAAUAGUGAUAGAAAAAUGUUAUUUAUUAAAAUGUUUUGACAAAGUAGGUGAGCCACUAGAGAGGGGCAAAGGAGCCGCAGCCUGCAGACCCCUGACUUAGACUUUUAAUCAUGUUGAGGUUUGGACUCUUGGCUGGAUACAACAGGCAUGGGGAAGCUUUUCACUAUUAUCAGAUUCUUUACAAACUAAACAAACAAUGGAUUAGUGGAGAAAAUAAUCAGCAAAUUGAUCCAGAUGAAAAUAAUCAUUAGCUGCAGUCUGAUACUAAAGAGUUCAAACUCUGCUACAGCUCAACAACUACAGCAGCAACAUCCUGCUUUACAUAUAUAAUAGUACACAUAGUAUAUAGUAUAUACCAGUCACGGGGACAUUUUACUGCUUCAAUACUUUAAGGACAUUUUCCUGAUAAUACUCACUUAAUCUUACUUUCUUUUUACAUGAGAAAGAGUAACAGAGUGUGAUAUUGCUACUUUUAACAGGUUAUCACUUGACAAAAGUCCUUGUGAGAUACUGUAGUUUGUUCUAGAUAUCUUGAGAACACUUUUGACCAGACAUCUCUCUCCAGUUAUUUUGUGACAAUGGGGGCCCAAAAUGUUCAAUAUAAAACAAAUAAAAAUGUUAUUCCAUACUAUUGUUUUCACAAGAUAGGAUUUUUAUUAUACCAUUUUCACCAAUCUGAUUUCAUAAUUGAACGACUGACUAGCUCUGUGCUGUUUUGUCUUGACAAAGCACAAAAAACACACUUUGAAAGAAAAUCUUCUGGAAUAUUUGAAAUGAUCAUAAUGCUCUGUGGUAUUCCUGCUUGUCUUUUAAUAUAGAACACUACUAUCACAAUGUUGUUAGAGAUAUCCAGAUCAGAUGUAAUCCUGACCUGAUGCUGGACAUCAGUGCUUUGUAUUUAGACUGCUGUUUAGUUCUUAAGAUGAAUCACAAGAGAAAUGUGCGAUUACCAGCAGAUAUCUGUUACUCACCACAGAAAACUCUUUCCAGUUAACCUCAUUUUGCUAAUAAUAUUUUAAUUCAUAAAUACAUUUGUUGACUCAAUGCCUCAAAAAUGUAUCAAGUUAUCUCUGAUGUAGUUUUAGAAAGUCAAAUUAAACUAUUUUGUGCCACAGAAGUAAAACAAGACUAAAACUAAAAAAGUUCUAAAAUGACAGCGUCACUCUCCACCUAACUCAUCAAUGUGCUGAUCAAAGAUUGGCUAACAAUCUUUGAUCAGUCACACGUGUGUAUUCUGAAAGUCAGUCAUCACAGUGUGAACGUGUUCUUGUUCUUUUAUGGUUCUUGACAAUCUGUUCUGUUGUUUAGCAACACUACACUUUUUUAAAGUUAAAUAAGAAUUAAAGUUAAGAUAAGUUAGCUGUUAGUUAAUCAGUCUUUCCCAACUUUGUAUAGGUGCUGUUUCUGUUAACCUGGUGGAUUUUCAUUCCUGCUAUUCACAUGCUACAACUGAACAUGUUAAGUGCAAUAAUAAAGUCUUAAUGUAUACACCUUGAAA